Molecule: messenger RNA, 894 nt
Organism: Colletotrichum karsti
Lineage: Eukaryota; Fungi; Ascomycota; Sordariomycetes; Glomerellales; Glomerellaceae
Exons: 1
Coding region: 1-894 (297 amino acids)
Source: RefSeq, a predicted model, not a curated record
AUGAGUUCAAAGCAGCCUCCUGUCGUCCUUGUUCCGCCUCCGGUCCAGGCGGUUGGCGAUGGUCAGCCCGCUAAGAAAAGGCGCGGCCCAAAGCCCAAACCCAAGCCCUACGUCGCUCCCAAGUCAGUUUCGAGAAAUGAGCGUCGAUACACCAUCGAGAAGAAGCGCGAGGUGCUCAUGUUCUUGGAGCACCACAGAGUCAAGAAUCGCGAAGGCCAGCCUAUUCGUAUCCGCGGCGGAGAGGAACGCCUGGAGGGCGAAUUUCGUCGUCCGACCCUGGAUGAGGCCUCUGAAUGGUUCAAGAUUCCCUACGGCUCCAUCCACAACUGGUACAAGAACAAGGAUACCAUCUUUGAUCCUUCGCUGAAGGGCAGGAGGACGCGUCGCAAGCGUGAUGCGUCGGGAAACCUCGUCGACAGAAACCAACCAGAUGCGCCCGCUCCAGCCCCAGUUGAGACGGCAGCUCCUACCGAAACCCAGUCGUCGACUCCGGUGGAACGGGCAAGCGAGGAGAGUCCAGCGACCGGACGUGAGCCGUCGAUCCCGUCCUUUGUGGAAACCCAGCAACAGGCACCAACUCAACCGGGCUUGUCGACUCAACCUAGCCCAACGACAGAAGCUUUGCCCGUACCGCCAACUGCAACCAACGUGGCACCUCGUCGCAGGCUACCCGAAGGCAGUCCCAAUGUAACGGAGGACGCAAGACCCGCUGCCGGUGCGGAGGACUCAUCCGCGCACAACAGCCAGGGUAGCCCGCGGCCAAGCGCAUCUCCGGCUGCCGGGGUCGACGGCUCCGUCGAGACUGAUACCUCGACCACGACCCCGGAGCAAGCGGCGACCGUUGAACCAACAGCACCUCAAGCACCAACAGAAAAUACGCAGGAUGCAGCCUGA